CAGCCAGCGACGCUGUCAAGCUCGCGCACAUUGAUCAGUGUCGAGACCCUGAGCGAAAGGGCUGUACGAACGCUGAAACGUACCACAUCUAUUGCUUCUGCAAUAUCCACAAUCAACAGCUUUGAAUUGACCUUAAAUAUGUCUAGCAUCGUCUACUGUCAAACAGAUCAGGUUAUAAUGCAUGACCAGCACAGAAAAGGUUUGAGUCUAUAGCCAACGGGACACCUGAGGACUUGAUUGCAGUCACUCUAAGCCUGAGAGUUUGAGUCACCUCUGCCCCCCUUAACGUGCCCACUGGUUGCCUGGAUUUGCCUUGUCUACCCACUUUGUAGUGAAGGAAGACCUAGGCACUCCCAGGUUCAGCUUCACUAAAGCCUUUUCACGCAUUUCCAAAAGACAACUAUCUGCCCCAGACGUACGUCAUUCAGUAUUAGCACAGGCAAAAUUUCAAAAUCAGGCAAAAAUGAUUCCCAACGGAUAUUUGAUCUUUGAGGACGAAAGUUUCCUUGAUUCCACCGUGGCCAAGAUGAAUGCGCUUAGAAAGAACGGCCAGUUCUGUGACGUGAGGCUUCAGGUAUGCGGUCAUGAGUUGAUGGCUCACCGGGCUGUGCUUGCCUGCUGCAGUCCGUACCUGUUUGAGAUCUUUAACAGCGACCUGGAGCCUCAUGGCAUCUCCCAUGUGAAGUUUGAAGAUUUGGACCCUGAAGCUGUGGAGAUCCUUCUCAACUAUGCUUACACUGCCCAGUUGAAGGCAGAUAAAGAACUGGUUAAGGAGGUUUACUCCGCAGCGAAACGACUCAAAAUGGAUAGAGUGAAGCAGAUCUGUGGUGACUACCUACUCUCUAAGAUGGAUUCCCAGAGUGCCAUCUCCUAUCGUAAUUUUGCCAGCUGCAUGGGAGAUGCGCGCCUACUGGGCAAGAUCGACAGUUACAUCCAGGAGCAUCUUUUUGAGGUGUCGGAGCAGGAGGACUUCCUCAAGCUGCCACGCCUUAAGUUGGAGGUGAUGCUGGAGGAUAACCUGACCUUGCCCAGUAAUGGGAAACUGUACUCUAAGGUGAUUGGCUGGGUGCAACGCAGCCUGUGGGAAAACGGUGAACACCUGGAGCGACUGAUGGAGGAGGUGCAAACGCUGUACUAUUCGGCUGAUCACAAGCUGCUCGAUGGGAGCCUGCUUGAUGGGCAGGCUGAGAUGUUCGGCACUGAGGAUGACCACAUCCAGUUUGUGCAGAAGAAGCCCCCACGUGAGAAUGUAUACCGACAGCCGAGCACCAGCUCCUCCGUCAGUCUCUCCCCCGGAACCGCAAAACAGUCCUACAAGCAGGAGUGGAAAUAUAUUGCUUCAGAGAAGAUCACCAACAGUACAUAUCUGUGUCUGGCCGUGUUGAAUGGCAUGCUGUGCGUGAUCUUUUUGCAUGGGCGCAGCAGUCCCCAGGCCUCCCCCUCUGCCACACCUUGCCUAACCAAGAGCCUGAGCUUUGAGAGCCAGCCACUGGAAGAGGAGCAGGACAAGCUGCUGGCACCUAUGCACUAUGCUCGCUCCGGCCUGGGCACUGCUGCUCUCAAUGGCCGACUCAUCGCAGCAGGGGGCUACAACCGUGAGGAGUGCCUGAGGACUGUGGAAUGUUACGACCUGAAGACUGACAGCUGGACUUUCAUCGCUCCCAUGAGGACUCCACGGGCUCGAUUUCAGAUGGCUGUGCUGAUGGGUCAGCUUUAUGUGAUGGGUGGGUCCAAUGGACAUUCUGACGAAUUGAGUUGUGGAGAGACAUACAAACCCAAUACUGAUGAGUGGAGUCAAGUGCCAGAGCUGAGGACCAAUCGCUGCAAUGCAGGUGUCUGCUCUCUGAACAACAAGCUGUUUGUUGUUGGGGGAUCAGAUCCAUGUGGACAGAAAGGUCUGAAGAACUGUGAUGUUUUUGACCCUGUGAGCAAGGCCUGGACCAGUUGUGCCCCAUUAAACAUCAGGAGGCAUCAGGCUGCUGUGUGUGAGUUGGAUGGCUUUAUGUACGUGAUUGGUGGAGCAGAGUCAUGGAACUGUCUGAACAGUGUGGAGCGUUAUAACCCAGAAAACAACACCUGGACCCUCAUUGCCCCAAUGAACAUAGCCCGCAGAGGAGCUGGAGUGGUCGUCUAUGAAUAUAAACUCUUUGUUGUCGGUGGCUUCGAUGGCUCCCAUGCCUUGCGUUGUGUUGAAGUGUACGACCCUUCCCGGAACGAAUGGAGGAUGCUGGGUAGCAUGAACUCACCACGCAGCAAUUCUGGUGCGGCCGUGCUUGGUGACAUGAUCUACGCCGUUGGUGGCUUUGAUGGAAAUGACUUCCUCAACUCAAUUGAGGCCUACAACCCUAAAACAGACGAAUGGAGUCCUUGUGCAGAUGCCUCCAACAAUUCCUAAGAGCCAGGGGUUUGGGAAUCAUGCGGGGGGGUCGUCUCACUCAAACUAACAGGCUUAGUGAUGUAAUCGUGCUUUGUGAUGUCCUGUAUGUAUGCGGGUGGGUGGAUCUUGAAAGGUGUAGAGAAUGGGAUGGAUGGGGGGGUGGGGGGGUUCUUCACUGAAGUCACCCAGGAGACCGAAUUUUCUUACAGCGUUUGGGGGGGGGGGUUGCUGAUAGCAACAUUAAGCCUUUGCAUAUUGCAUACUUUAUUUUUUGUGUUGUGUAUAUAUUGUUGUUUAAUUUUUCUUUCAAUCUUUGUUUCAUCAAGGAUGCCAACAUUUAUUGCACAUUAAGUGUACCCUUUUGAAUUGAGUAGUUUAUGAAUUUUAUCAGGAAAGGAUUGUCAGAGUUGAAGAUAGGAUUGGCUGGUUGAACCCAUUAGGAAGUGAUUCAGGUUGAAUUAGUGUUUCUAUGCUUUAUCAAGUGAUAUUUAGCUCAAUAAAUGUAAAGCGCCAUGCUUAUACAAAGCCUUAUUUUGCAAAAUGAUUAAAUACAUGGCUUUCCUUUUGUCAUUAGCUGUGAUGCAGAAUUACUGUACCAAUCUUUAAAGAUGGCCUUUUUUAUAUUUUUGAUACACUGCUAAGGAACCAGUAGAUACGUAGUUUGACAAGCUAGCAAACGCACAACACUCAUGAGGUUAUAAACUUUAAAUCAGUGCCAGUUUAGUUAGACUUUAACAUGCGUAUAGGUGAUCAUGCUUUAGUGCUAAUUAGGUCUUUUUGUUACCAUUUUUGACAGAUUCAUGCUGUGAGACGAUGCUUUUUUUCUUAACACCUCUUUUUAAAUUUCCUGUAUAGCAUUUGGAAGCGACAGAGUUUUUUGGCUCCAAGGUUUUGUUUUCUCAAGAAGAAAUUUCUGUUAUGAGCUGAUAUUUACUUACUAAUAAACCAUUUCAACCUG
Messenger RNA from Xyrauchen texanus (razorback sucker), 3335 nucleotides. RefSeq names its product influenza virus NS1A-binding protein homolog A-like. The coding region runs from base 464 to 2395 and encodes 643 amino acids. The transcript is spliced from 15 exons. Lineage: Eukaryota; Metazoa; Chordata; Actinopteri; Cypriniformes; Catostomidae. Gene Ontology annotation, molecular function: protein binding. The record is from RefSeq and is a predicted model, not a curated record.